AUGGUUCAGCCCAUUAAUUUGAUUUUUAAAUAUUUACAAAAUAAAACAAGAGUUCAAAUAUGGUUAUAUGAACAAGUAGAUUUAAGAAUUGAAGGACAAAUCAUUGGAUUUGAUGAAUUUAUGAAUUUGGUUCUUGAUGAUGCUGAAGAAAUAAAUGUCAAGAAAAAGUCUAGAAAAUCACUAGAACAACUUUACCUAAUGUACAUGUUUAAACACACAAAAAGAAUUUUACCUACCGUUAGACGAUUGGCCAGACCAUAUUCUACUCCUAAAGAUGAUUUUGUUAAAGCACCUGUAAAGUUUCAGGAUGUUAUUGAUUAUGGUGUUUUUUUAGGAACAGGAGCUGGUUCAUUAUAUGGAAUCUGUAGUAUAAUCGACACUUCAAUUGAACGUUCAAUUGCACUGAUUAAUAAGAACAUUGAACUUAUUGGUAAGAACUUCGAACGUUCAAUCGCACUGAUUGAUAAGAAACUUGAAAAGCUCGAUAAGCUUGAUACGGAUGUCGGCAAUAUAAAAGGAUACCUUAAAAUUAUGGAAAAGAAUUCAGUCGAAAAAAACUGA
This is a messenger RNA of Entrophospora sp. SA101, 561 nucleotides long. Lineage: Eukaryota; Fungi; Glomeromycota; Glomeromycetes; Entrophosporales; Entrophosporaceae. The record is from the annotation of a GenBank genome assembly.